Messenger RNA from Saccostrea echinata, 2745 nucleotides. RefSeq names its product very-long-chain 3-oxoacyl-CoA reductase-like. Lineage: Eukaryota; Metazoa; Mollusca; Bivalvia; Ostreida; Ostreidae. The coding region runs from base 11 to 1015 and encodes 334 amino acids. Gene Ontology annotation, molecular function: oxidoreductase activity. The record is from RefSeq and is a predicted model, not a curated record. Gene Ontology annotation, cellular component: endoplasmic reticulum. The transcript has 10 exons.
CGCAGCAACUAUGGCGUGCUCUGUGUUGAACAAUGUCAUAAAUGUGUUUGGCAAAGACUCUUCUGCGUAUUUUGCAAUGAUUGGAUUUGUUACAGCUUCAUAUAUAGCUUUUAAAGUAGCUUUUAAUGUAAUCAAAAUCUUAAAAUACUUUGUUUUUGCUGGAUCUACAAACUUCAAGAAACUAGGAUCAUGGGCAGUUGUCACAGGUUCAACAGAUGGUAUUGGAAAAGCUUAUGCAAAAGAGCUAGCUGAAAGGGGAGUAAAUAUUGUUUUAAUAAGUCGCUCAGAAGCAAAACUUCAGGAGGUUGCCAAUGAAAUAGAAAAAGAGAGCAAAGUUCAAACUAGAAUUAUUGUGGCUGACUUCAGUAAAGGUCUGGAGUUGUAUGAUUCCAUUAGGGAGCAGUUAGCCGGCUUGGAGAUUGGAACACUGGUUAACAACGUAGGGAUGAAUUACCCAUUCCAUAACUACUUUUUGGAUGUAGCUGAUAGAGAAGAGUAUUUCAUGAAAAUGAUCAACGUAAAUGUAACAGCUGUUACCAUGAUGACCAGCAUUGUGAUGCCUGCAAUGGUGGAGAGAAAGAAAGGCGCAGUUAUCAACAUCUCCUCCGCUGGAGGCUUGUACCCAGUGCCUCUCCUAACUGUGUACUCUGCCUGUAAGGCUUAUGAGAUAUUUUUCUCCCGGUGUAUACAAUCUGAAUAUGAAUCGAAGGGAAUUAUUUGUCAGUGUGUAAUGCCAUAUUUUGUUGUAACAAAUAUGUCCAUGCCACUUCUUGUUGCAACAAAGAAGUCCAAGAUCGUAAAACCUUCCUUAUUUGAACCUAGUCCCACCACCUAUGCGAAAGCUGCCCUGGAUUCCUUUGGGGUAUCAGAUUUUACCAAUGGCUACUGGGCACAUAAUGUUCAGGGUACCGCCAUGGGCAUGUUACCAGAAGGAAUCGUAAAAAAGAUGAUGAUGGGAAUGGCGGAAAAAGGCAGAAAAGCAAAUUUAGAAAAUAUGUCUAAGAAAAAGGAAUAAUGUUGAUCAGCUGAACUCGGAAGCAAAUAUGUAUUGCUUAGUUUUAUGUGACAAUAUAAGAAAGCUUCAUUCAGUCGUUAAAAUCAAUACCCAAAGACAGUAUUUAUUUAAAAGAAUAUACACGCAUUGAGUAUUCAUAAAUGAAUAAUUAAUAUACACUCAAUAAGGUAAGGGUCACUUAGAGAGAAAAAGUUUUUUUUACAUUUUGUAAAUUUUUAUGGAAAAAUAUUUAAAGUAUUAUUUUUUUUUAUUUUAAUCCCUCAACGUAUUCCCUGUUAAUGUUUAGAAAUGACUUAAGGUCUCUUUACCCACGACUGCAAUACCUCAGCAUUCUCUUCUUUGUGGUAGCUCAAAAGACAGUGAUGGAUAGCACUCACAGGACUGAUUUAACAUAAUUUCAUUUUUGAAUUAAACCCAUUAUUCUCUACUUUAAAAGUGGAAUUAUUAUAUAAACGUUAAUUCCACUUUAUAAAAUUUGAACCAAAAUUAAAUUUUUCUUAUGUUUGUAUCGUAAAUUUCCAUUCAAUAGUAUCAAAAAAUUUUUCAAAAUCUAAAAAUAGUAGUAGUUCAUUCUCCUUACGUGUAUGAUUUUCACCAUAAUCAAAUAUAUCUUGAAUAACACAAACAUAAUUAUUUAAAUAUUGGCAUUUAACAUAUGCUUACUGGUCUUCAUUUAUUAAUUUAGAAAUAACACUUUGUAAUCUUCUAACCAAAAACAUACAAGGAUUUUAUAAUCACAGUUAGAUGGGCCUAUUGGUCUGUAGUUUUUUAAUUAUAUCCCCCCCCCCCCCUGAAUAUAUCAGACUAAUAACAGCUAAUUUUUGAGAUGAUGGUGUAUCACCACAUUUAAAAGAUUUUAAAAGUGAAUCAUAAAUGUACUUCAAAAUAUAUUUUGUAAAAUUCCGGGUGACUUGUUAUCCAUGAUUUUAAUUGCCUCUUCACACUCUCUGAGAGUAGUUUUUGCCUCAGAUAUUCUUUGUUUUUCAGUAUUAAGGAAGCUCUAAGCUCUUCUCACUGAAACUCUCAUUAUACGGUAGUUUUGUGUAGUGAGGAUAAUCUGCCCUUUAAUAUGUUAAGUGGAAUAAAUGAUUAACUUCAGUAAAUGACACAAUUUGAAAUUCAAUAAAAUAUUCUGAACGUUAUAUAAUACUAGAAUAAAGUAACUGAAAACAUUACUUGCAUGCAUUUUCCAAACAAGGUAAAUAACAGUGAAAAUCUGUUCUGCAAUAUUUUGAUGUCUUUGAAAAUGUUUCCUCGAGAAAUGUGGCUGGUAGCCUAUGUUGAAAAUAGACUAAAUAAAAGCAGUAUGCACACCUUUAUAUAAUACAAAUGUUCUCAGAGUCCAAAAAACAUUUUUCUUUAGUGUUUAGAGCUUCCUUAAUUUUGUUUUAUUUUCAGUACUUUUUAGAUUAUUUCUUAUGUCUUCAGUUUUGGGGUCUUGUGACGUAUAUUUUCAAUUUUUCGUAGAAAUUACAUAAUUAUCCAAAAAUAUCACUACUAAAGAAAGUUUGAUCUUGAUCAUGUUUUUUCUAUAACAUUGUUUUGUUGAUGUUUAUUUUGUAGUUUUAAGAAACAAGAGGAGCAUUUUCCUCCACACUUUAUCCAGUUUGCUCUACAUCUGAUGUAUGCUCCUUCAGAUUUUGUAUCAAAUAUUUCUUGUAAUUCUCUUCCUAACUUAUAUUUUUCUUGAUUAUUAAUCUCAUUAAAAGGUCUAUUUUCAAUAUCUGUAA